AAAUGGCACCAGUUAUUGGGGGUUUAUGGUAGCUCUGCAGCAACGGUAAUCUUUGGGAAGUUGUUUUCAUCAGGUUUGGCAAGGUUGAUGUUUACAGCGUGUGUGGUGAUGCUUUGUAGGUUAUGGCUUCCUUCAAGAAAACAAAUGUAAAAAUAUACACGAAACCGGGAGUGAAAACUACUCCCGAUACUAUCUACUGGAAAAAACUUGGGGUUCCUGUCCUGUUGAAAGAAUUUGGUCCUGUAGACUUCAUUGAUUUUUCACCCGUCGAACCUCACUAUUUUGCAGUUACUUGUUCCGUGAAAGUCCAGGUUUAUAAUGCGAUCACAAGGCAAGUGUACAAGAAUUUGAGUCGUUUUCGUGAAACCGCUUACGGUGGAUCAUUCAGGUCGGAUGGAAGACUUCUUUGUGCUGGAGGUGAAGAGGCACAUGUGAAACUGUUUGACGUGUCAUCGAAGUCACUUUUAAGGGUGUUUAAAGGGCAUAAGAGUGCUGUGCAUCGCUGUUUCUUUACAGCAGAUAAAACACAUAUUGCUAGCUUCUCUGAUGACAAAAGUGUUUGCUUGUGGGAUAUUCCUAGUGAGAAGGAAGUUAUCAGCUUCAGUGAGCAUACGGAUUAUGUUAGAGCUGGAACUGUCUCACCGGUAUCUGCAGACAUAAUACUGUCUGGAGGCUAUGAUAAUAUUGUGCGCAUGUAUGAUACACGCGCAAAAACUGCUGUGUUCCAAGUGGACCAUGGAGCACCUGUUGAAAGUACAUUAUUUCUCCCAAGUGGAGGAGUGUUUCUAUCUGCUGGAGGAACAGAAAUUCGUGUUUGGGAUGCUCUUGCUGGAGGAAAAUUGCUAGCAAAAGUGUCGCAGCACCACAAGACAAUUACAUGUUUGAAAUUGUGUUCUGAAAAUAAGAGACUUCUUUCAAGCUCUCUAGAUCGCCAUGUCAAAAUAUAUGACAUUGCAACAUACCAGGUUGUUCAUACCCUUGAUUACCCCAAUGCUGUAUUAAGCUUUGGAGUCAGUGCCAAGGAUGAAACAGUUGUAGCUGGUAUGGUGGAUGGUUUGAUAUCAAUAUCUAGACGGGAAGAUGAAAUUCAACCAUCCAGACAAGAAAGACGCAAAGUCUCAUAUCGUUAUGCUCCAGAUAACUACCAGCCAACAUCUGUGGAUGUUGUUGUAGCUGAAAAGAAACUUGUGCAGAUGUCGAACCAUGAUGUACAUUUAAGAAAAUUUCAAUACUCAAAGGCACUGGACUGCGUUCUUAAACCAUACGUUGUUAACAAGACUCCUCAUGUAACAGUGAGUGUGCUUCUGGAGUUAAUGAGGCGGAAGGCCUUGCGGAGUGCAAUUGCUGGAAGAGAAGGGAGAUCUUUGCUAACCAUUCUAAGAUUUCUGAUCAAGUAUAUAGGAGACUACAAAUUUACAAGGAUACUAAUUGAUGUUACCAACAUAUUCAUGGAUGUCUAUGAGGAUGUAAUAGAUCAGGACCCUGAGGUUAGCAAAAUGUGCAGUGUCCUUGCAGAGAAACUGAGGAAAGAGGAGGAGCUGACUAAACAACUCUUAGAAGUGCAAGGAGCACUUCAGCUUAUUCUCUCAGCAGCAAGUGUUGGAGAGCAGAACAUUGAAACCCGCUUCACAACAGAAAAAUUGUAUCCAUCUGAGAAUGCCCAAGUUAACCCAGUUGUUAAUGUUAAAAUUGAAUAGCUUCAUUGUGCUGUAAAUUACUUUUGUACAUAUUUUCAAUAUACGAGUUUUCUUAAAGAAAAUUUAA
Schistocerca gregaria is the source of this 1764-nucleotide messenger RNA. Its product is annotated as U3 small nucleolar RNA-associated protein 15 homolog. Gene Ontology annotation, biological process: rRNA processing; positive regulation of transcription by RNA polymerase I. The transcript is spliced from 9 exons. Bases 123 to 1697 code for a protein of 524 amino acids. Gene Ontology annotation, cellular component: nucleolus. NCBI's taxonomy places the organism in Eukaryota, Metazoa, Arthropoda, Insecta, Orthoptera, Acrididae. The record is from RefSeq and is a predicted model, not a curated record. Gene Ontology annotation, molecular function: protein binding.